AUGACAGCCUCUUUUUACGUUGCUCCUCUAGAUGGAGGUGUUCAAUUAUAUGCUAGUGGUGUGCUUGGAACUAUCUAUCAUUUUUUUCAAGAUUUAAUUUUGGGGGUACCCAAUUUAUUUCACAAUGCAGUUGGAAUGGUUGUAGUCGAAUCAAAUGACUCGAGGCUCGUGUCUAAUGUUUAUAAAUUCGGUGAUUAUGUUACUUCAAGGGCAUAUGAAGGUGGUGAACUGGCACGAUCCUUCUUUCUUGGAAGCUUUACUGAUAAAAACCCAAGUCUAGUUGGAAAGUAUCAUGAUGUGGCCGCCAAGUUGAGUGAAGCCGGGGCUGAUAUCCCAAGUAUAGGACAACCUGUCGACACAAAAGAGAAUAGGCACAAAUUUAACCUCUUUUCCUCUUCCGGUUUGAGAGGAUUUGCCAAAACCCAUGAACCGAGUCUGCUGGAAUCUCUCGGCAAAUGA
Molecule: messenger RNA, 459 nt
Organism: Babesia microti strain RI
Lineage: Eukaryota; Apicomplexa; Aconoidasida; Piroplasmida; Babesiidae
Exons: 1
Coding region: 1-459 (152 amino acids)
Source: RefSeq, a predicted model, not a curated record